AUGAACGUGAAGACAACUUACCGCAGCGUCCUUCGGGAACUCUAUAAAUCGACAAUAACACCUGGUAAAGUCAACCCAGAGCUGAAGUCGAGCUUCCGUUCAAUAUUUGACAAGUAUCGAACGACCAAGGAUACUGCAGUCCUCGACCGGGACCUGGAAAAUGCUGUUACCUUCAUGCGAGCGAAGAGGGAGCACAAGCGACUACUAGACCGGUAUAACCCACUCCAUGACCUCACGGAAGAGGAGAGGAUAGAGGCGACAGCCCAUAGAGUCGGAUUCAACAUGCCCAAAACCCAUGCGCCAUCAUAG
Molecule: messenger RNA, 309 nt
Organism: Pleurotus ostreatus (oyster mushroom)
Lineage: Eukaryota; Fungi; Basidiomycota; Agaricomycetes; Agaricales; Pleurotaceae
Exons: 3
Coding region: 1-309 (102 amino acids)
Biological process (GO): mitochondrial proton-transporting ATP synthase complex assembly
Cellular component (GO): mitochondrial matrix
Source: RefSeq, a predicted model, not a curated record